Molecule: messenger RNA, 6071 nt
Organism: Alligator sinensis (Chinese alligator)
Lineage: Eukaryota; Metazoa; Chordata; Crocodylia; Alligatoridae
Product: hippocampus abundant transcript 1 protein-like
Exons: 13
Coding region: 413-1720 (435 amino acids)
Biological process (GO): transmembrane transport
Cellular component (GO): membrane
Molecular function (GO): transmembrane transporter activity
Source: RefSeq, a predicted model, not a curated record
UCCCCUCCUCAGUCUGCUGCGUGCCCCACAGAGGCUGCCUGUGCCAAGAAACACGAUUGUGCAGCCUAGUGACCGGCCUCGGUGACUCUGACAACCUUCUGCUUCGAGCUAACGAACGUGCUGUUUUGCUUCAGCCAUUUGAAGCUCGCAUGCUUGGUACUGAAAGCCCCAAGGAAUUGGCAGAACAGAGGUAUUUUGUUAUACAAGCGAUGGAAUAUGCAAAGUGUAGAGCAGUGGUUGAAAGGAUGUCACAGGAGAUGUGAUGGGAAGGACUGGAUUACUCUGGGGGUGAAGUGUGUACCACCCCCACCUCCUAUCAGGACAGCGCCAGGGGAUCGGAGAGCCCAGCGUCUACCAUGCGGUUGUGGUGAUUUUCCUCGAGUUCUUUGCCUGGGGGUUGCUGACCACUCCUAUGUUAACGGUGUUGCACCAGACUUUUCCUCAACACACGUUCUUGAUGAAUGGCUUGAUCCAUGGAGUCAAGGGUCUGCUGUCUUUUCUAAGUGCCCCACUGAUCGGUGCCCUCUCUGAUGUCUGGGGCAGGAAGUCCUUUCUUCUCCUCACUGUCUUCUUCACAUGUGCACCAAUCCCUCUCAUGAAGAUCAGUCCCUGGUGGUAUUUUGCUGUCAUUUCCAUGUCUGGAGUCUUUGCUGUCACCUUCUCUGUGAUUUUUGCCUAUGUUGCUGAUAUCACUCAGGAGCAUGAACGGAGCACGGCUUAUGGUUUGGUUUCAGCCACUUUUGCCGCCAGCCUGGUCACAAGUCCAGCAAUUGGUGCAUAUCUGUCCCGUGCCUACAGUGACACGCUGGUGGUGGUGCUGGCUUCAGGUGUUGCUUUGCUGGAUAUCGGUUUCAUUCUGCUGGCAGUCCCAGAGUCGCUGCCCGAAGAAAUGCGCCCUGUAUCCUGGGGAGCCCCUAUCUCUUGGGAACAGGCCGAUCCAUUUGCCUCACUCCGCAAAGUGGGCCAAGACUCCACGGUGCUUCUCAUAUGCAUCACCGUUUUCCUCUCCUACCUUCCUGAAGCCGGCCAGUACUCCAGCUUCUUCCUGUACCUGCGACAGGUCAUUGGAUUUUCCUCCGAGACUGUAGCAGCCUUCAUCGGGGUAGUGGGAAUCCUCUCUAUAUUGGCUCAGACAGUUGUGUUGGGGAUUCUCAUGCGGUCAAUAGGAAACAAGAAUACCAUCCUCUUGGGAUUAGGCUUCCAGAUCCUGCAGCUUGCCUGGUACGGCUUUGGAUCGCAGCCUUGGAUGAUGUGGGCUGCAGGAGCGGUGGCUGCAAUGUCCAGUAUCACGUUUCCAGCCAUUAGUGCCAUGGUGUCCAGAAACGCAGACCCUGACCAGCAGGGCGUGGUCCAGGGGAUGAUUACCGGAAUUCGGGGCCUUUGUAACGGGCUGGGGCCGGCGCUCUAUGGCUUUGUCUUCUACCUGUUCCACGUGGAGCUGAACGAAAUGGCUGAGGUGGAGACCUUGGGAAAAGCCACGAAGCCUAACAUGGCCAACCCCACCGAUGAGAGUAGCAUCAUCCCAGGGCCCCCUUUCCUCUUUGGAGCCUGCUCUGUCCUGCUGUCGCUCCUAGUGGCCUUGUUCAUCCCAGAACACAACCUCGCGUUGAGAUCAGGCAGCCACAAGAAACACAGCAACGGGGCUCAGACCCACACCCACAGCCCGCAGGCUGGAGGAUCGGAUGGCAAGGAGCCUCUCCUAGAGGACAGUAGCGUAUGAGGGUGGGAGGGAAGAACUUGAUUCACUCACAUUUCAACUCCAAACCCAGGGUGGACUGUACCAGUUGGAGAGUGGAGGGGAAGGAGGUAACGGACUGUGCACCACUAGCAGCGACUGAAAGGGGAGACUGGCGUCCCUCCCAAGCCAGAUGCAUCCAGCUGGUGCAAAAAAAAAAAAAAAAAAAGGACUUGUACCAUCUGGUGCUGAUGAAGGAGGGAGAAGUUGGACUGCGCCUGCGAAGGGAUAGUUCUUCAAACGCCAGCCUAUGUGAAUAGUGAACUUCAUGGUGUAACCUGCCAAAUAUUCAACUUGCCAGUGGAAUAAGUGAGGAGCUAGAAUUCUACCCUGCUCUUUAAUAUAAACUAAAUGAUCCAACCGCCAGAGUAAAACCAAUGCCUCUGUUACGUGCCCCAUUCCCUUUUAUAUAAUCAGAAGUAGCCACUGGCCCCAUCACAGCUUGAUCAGCUAAACCACUUCGGGCUCAGGAUGGGAGGAGGGUAGGAAGCCUAAUCCAAUGCUGUACACUCGCCUCAUGCUGAGGAUACAGAGUGGUCUAAUACACUAAAUAGAGAGCAGUGUGUGCGUGUGUGUCGAAUAGGCCACGCAGCCUCCGGUCAAGGUAGAUCUGAUGAAUUUGCCCAUUCCAGCCUAUGAGAAACAGACCGAAAAAGGAAUAUUUUAGUAAUGUCCUGAAGGAAGGGACAAAAGAUGGAAAUAGUUGCUGGUGACGCUGCCUGUAGGUCAAAUAGGACAGGCUGAGAGGUGAAAGGGCAGUUGCGUGAGUUAAAAGGAGAUAGAUGGUCAAGCAUUAGCUUGUUUUGUUACAGCUGGACUUUGCACAAUAGAGGCUUCUUGCGUGUGGUACCCUCUUCUCGAGGGGGAUUGAGGCAGUUCAAAAGGAAAAAAACCCCCCCACCUCACGUGGAACUGGCAAUUUAGAAAAUGUUUCCCUCAAGGAAGUGAGAGCCAUGACCAAAUCCUUGUUAAGCACUUUUAUUAAAGCAGUUGAUUUAAUAAAAUCAAACUGCUGCCAUUACAACUGAUGAUGGCUCUCCAUAAGGUACUGGUCAGAUGAGGUGCAGCAAUUCUGAUCAGCAUUAUAUCAUGGGUCAACCUGAAGGGUCCCAGCAUGAAUCUCGCAGUAGGUUGGGAACGCAGUAGUUUGAAAUCCGGUGGCAUUUCUAGACUUUUAGCAGAGAGUGCCACUUGGUGAGGCAUGACAGCUGAGCUCGGGUCAUGCAGCAGCAGAAUGAAGCAAAGGUACAGGAACGCGUGCGCACGCAAUAAGGAACCUGUGUUUCGCAUGCGAGGAAUGCUUGCUAUUUCCCAGUGUAUAGAGGGGCAUUACAGAGGGCAGGAAUCGAUUCUCAUCGGUCAGUGAGGUCAAAAUCAAAAUGAAAGAGAAGGCAUAGGGUAAAGAUUAGGGUAAAGGUUAAAUCCAAGGACAUUUAAACAGGAAACUCGUUGUUAAAGGAGCUGUGGAUUCAUUCAUUCAUAAGAAUCCUUCAAACUACAACAGGUCUGAUGCUGUAGAGCUCUCUGGAAAGGAGAGAAGUCCGCCAUCCAGUCAUUCUGGUUGGGGUCAGUCGGCUCUUAGCACGGGUUUGUAGUAAGCAUUGAAUGGAAAGAAAGGUCAAGAGCAAUGGAUGCUACAGGUAGGGCAUACCAGUUAGCCUCUGGGGUCACUGGGAGCAGAGACAGGAAGUCGGGGCUGAGUCGAGUAGGGAGGCACAGCAUGGGUCAGCUCUGGGUGCUGAUGCAACGUCCAUGCGUCAGGACUCGAAACACCCACUUAUUUUGGUGAGUUUAGAGCUAGGGAAAGGUGCCAGUGGUUUGCCUUGGAGAUUGAAAUCCUCUUGCCACACUGUGGGCCCAAGGAUGGGGACCUGUGCUGCAUGCUCCCCCUCUGCCCUGCCAAUAUACCUCAACCCCAUCCUGGAGGGAGUGCUGCUAGGGAUGUUUUGGGGGGUGGGGGAGGGUUUGUUUUCUGGGGGUUAUUUGUGGGGACCAGUUAUUGUCAAGUUCUUGUCAUGUCAGCAGCUGUUUUCUAGAAGACGGACUGAGGUCCACAAAGUGAGUCUUAUAGGUCAUGUCAAAGCGCUCUGCUAGUAACAGCUUUGAGUCGCUGUGUAGCUAGAUUGGGCUUGAACUAGUGACUUGGUAUCCAUUUACCUAUGCCCCCGAGCCAGCCAGUUGUUUGUCCAGAUCUGUACACAUAGCCCACGUGCCCGAGCGCAGGCCAGCUGCCUCCAGUGGUGGAAGGGUUUGCCCACAUGGCUGCACUGUGGGACAGGAUACAAAAGUGGUGGAGAACUCCACUUGAGGCUGGCAAACAGAGUCAGGAAGAGCUUGCUGGAUAGUACGGCAUACCCAUUCGUAGAGGAAAUCAAAGCGCUUAAAGCCGUUUCUUAUCCAGAAAUCCUUACUCGGUAGAUCCAGGGUAAGUGCAGUUGCGAAGAAGCCAUUUUGCGAGCACGACAAAGCGAGGCUGCCCACCCCGAUUGUCCAUUUUGUAUUACAGUUGGGACAGCUGUUUUCCCUCCCUUCGUCCACGCACACAAAUUAAACCUUGCCUCGUGGACAUUGAGGUUCUCAGAGGUGCCAGGUAAAGUAACCAAAUCGCCACAGAAUGAACAGACCUAAUUUUUUUUAUUUUAUUUUUUUUUAAACCUGUCCCUUUAUUUAAUUCCCUUACCUUAAAUGUGGCAUUUCCUAAUCCCGUUUCCCUUCACCGUUGCCGCUGAUUGUGGCUUUUUCUUAUUCCUUCGCUCCACGUGGACGGUGAAAGGCGUCUCGCUCAGUUGUUUCACUGAUUGUUCCUCUUAACACAAUGAGAUGUUUGAGUUUCCAGGGUUUCUCAAACUCCUGCAAUAGUGUGCUUUGAGGCUAACUCAAAAACCCAACGCUUCUUCUUAAUUUUUGUAGCAUGACUUGGAUCCAUCCGUUUUGGGCCCAAAAGACAGUAUCCCCAUAGGUAAAACAAGCUACCGGCUUGAGGUGCUCUCCUUUACGAACGAGUUCUGCACAGAAACGAAUUUCUGUGGCUCGGUCUGGACUCGGAGGUCUUUACAGCAUAACUUCUAUGGUCAAGGAUCUGAUUUCUUUUUUUUUUUUUAAGUAAAUAGUUAUGCUUUAAAAGUCCUAGUGUGGAUGUAGUUAAACUGGUGUAAGACAGGUGACGUUGGUACAGUUAUACCCUUUAACGAGAGGGUGGAAACUAUCAAUGGAAAGAAUCUUUUUACCACUAAAACGGCAUCCAUGCUUUGGAGGUUGUAUUGCUCCAACUGUACCGGUUGGGUUCAAAUGGUACAAUGUCUAGCGCAGAUCUGGCCUCGGUGACAAUGCUGCUGAACGGCUUUGGAAACUUGAAUGCAAUGUAGCGGCAGGGAUAUUUGCAUCCCCUGGGAGAUCCCACUGACCCUCGAGUAGUGAAGCAGACAGGAAAUUGUUUCCAAGUCUUUGAAAUUGGAUCUACCUUUGCACUCACCUGGGGAGGCUGCCCCAACCUCGUCCCCUGACUCCUUCCGCCUUCAUGGGUAGGGAUACGACCCGCCGUUUUGUCUCAACAGAACGCGAAGGAUUUGGGGCCAAGCUGUAGAGGAGCCAAAAUUACUGGACCUGAAUGAAGAAUGCCCUUAUUCUGAAAGGCCGGUAAUUUCCUGUAUCACUUCUCGUGGAGACUAGAAUCUGUACAGAACAUUUAGACUACUUUUGCCAAUUUUUUUGUUACUUUCUAUGGAAAAGCUAACUAUUUUUAAAAUAGCCUUUUUUUUAACCCCCCCCACCCUUGACCUGCAGUGUGAUACCCAGCGCUGGCUGGCUGUCCCGUACUGACAUCUCCAAUAGAUCAACGCCGUCGUAUCGCAGGUGGGCAAGCAGUGGCAAACUCCACCGUGGCUGGAGCAUUUUCAUUCUGGUGCCCCCUGUGAUAUGAGGCAAAGAUCACUUAUUUGGCCUUCUACAGUUCCAGUGUUCAUUGCAGGCAGUUCAAGUGAGUUUAAAAACUGAUAUUGUUGGAUUUAAAAAAAAAAAAAAAGUCUGUUCUCACUUGCCUUUUAGUUUUGCAGAAGGAUAAAUUUUCAUUUAACCGUUCUUGGGUUUGUUCUGUUCUCUGCACCGCUAGCGUUCCUGGUGACAGUUGGAAGGUCUUGUAUAGGGGAAGGUCCACGUAUCCUGAUGAAGAAUUCUUAAAUUAACCAAGUUUACUAUUGCUCUUGUUCUUUUGUGUUUCUUUUUCUUUUCUUUUCUGUUCGGCUAAUGACGAAAUGUAUUUAGUUUCUUUUAGAUUGUGUUUAGAACUGGCUAAUCUCUCCCAUUCGUGGGAUAUUUAUUAAACUGCUACUUUCCUGUU